AUGUCAAAAAAUGUGCUAGUUGUUGGUGGCGGAGGCCGUGAACAUGCUAUAGUUUGGAAACUUUCCCAAAGUACAAAAGUAAACAAAAUAUUUGUCAGCCCAGGUAGCUAUGGAAUUCAACAGGUGGCAAAAGCCGAGUCGGUAACUUUGGGUAUUAAACAAUUUAAAGAUGUUGUGAAGUUUUGUAAAGAUAAUGAAAUCAGCUUGGUAGCAGUUGGCCCAGAGGAUCCAUUGGCAAAUGGAAUAGCUGAUGCCCUUUUAGCAGCAGGAAUUAAAGUUUUUGGACCACAAAAAGAUGCAGCACAAAUUGAAUCAGACAAAAAUUGGGCUAAAGCCUUUAUGGAUAAACAUCAAAUACCAACUGCCAGAUGGAAAUCUUUUACUAAUGCCCAACAGGCGAAGAAUUUCAUAAACAGUGCCCCAUAUGCUGCUCUUGUCGUAAAAGCAAGUGGAUUAGCAGCUGGUAAAGGUGUAGUUGUUGCAAAAGACAAAAUCGAAGCAUGUAGAGCAGUUGAUGAAAUCUUGGGUGAUAAAAAGUUUGGAUCUGCCGGAGAAACAGUCGUCAUUGAAGAACUGCUUUCUGGCGAAGAAGUGUCAGUCUUAGCGUUUUCAGAUGGAACAACUGUAAAAGCUAUGUUGCCGGCUCAAGAUCACAAGAGAAUUUUUGAUAAUGAUCAAGGACCAAACACGGGAGGAAUGGGGGCAUAUUGUCCAUGCCCACUCUUAAGUGACGAACAAUACAAAUUUGUACAGAAGGAAUUCUUGAAAGAGCGAUUGAUGGUUUUAAGAAAGAUAACUUAAAAUUUGUAGGUGUAUUAUAUGCAGGCUUAAUGUUGACCCCAGAUGGUCCUAAAACUUUAGAAUUUAAUUGCCGCUUUGGAGACCCAGAAACAGAAGUCGUAUUACCAUUGCUUGAGUCUGAUUUAUAUGACAUUAUGUUAUCUUGUGCUGAAGGAACCUUGGAUAAACAAGAUAUAAAAUGGAAGCAAAACAUUAGUGCUGUAGGAGUAGUGUUAGCAUCUAGGGGAUAUCCAGAAACGUCAAGUAAAGGACAAGUAAUUUCAGGAAUAGAAAAAGUUGCAUUAAAUACGGACCAUAUUGUUUUCCAUUGCGGUACAGCCCUAAAAGACGGACAUGUUGUCACAAAUGGUGGUCGAGUGUUGAUAUCUGUAGCAUUAGCACCACAACUUCCAGUCGCUGCCGCUAAAGCUACAAAAUCUUGUGAAAUCAUCCGAUUUGAUGGACAACAAUAUCGCAGAGAUAUAUCACAUAAAGGAAUUGCAAGGGCUAUUCUUCAGUCUGGCAAACUCACUUAUAAACAGAGCGGCGUUGACAUAGAUGCCGGUAACGAUUUAGUUAAUCAUAUUAAACCAGCAGCUAAAUCGACAAAUAGAACUGGUACUAUGGGAAGUUUAGGUGGAUUUGGAGGUUUAUUUGAUACCAAAGCUGCAGGCUACAAGGACCCACUUCUCGUUUCUGGUACUGAUGGAGUUGGAACUAAAUUGAAGAUUGCCCAAGCUACUGGCGUUCACGAUACAAUUGGAAUAGAUCUUGUAGCCAUGUGCGUUAAUGACAUAUUAGCUCAUGGAGCAGAACCUUUAUUCUUUUUGGACUACUUCGCCUGUGGUAAUUUGGAUGUACAAGUAGCCAAGCAAGUCGUAACAGGAAUUGCAGAUGGAUGUAGACAAGCAGGAUGUUGUCUGAUAGGUGGAGAAACAGCAGAAAUGCCUGACAUGUACAAGCCUGGAGACUACGACCUGGCAGGUUUUGCAGUUGGAGCCGUCGAAAGGAAUCAGUUGAUGCCUCACAUUCAAGAUAUUAAACCUGGAGAUGUUGUAAUUGGUUUACCGUCAUCAGGAGUUCACAGUAAUGGUUUUAGUUUGGUGAGAAAGGUCAUGAAACUGGCGGCGAAAGAUUACAAUAGUGUUGCUCCAUUCAGUAAAUCAAAUAGGACAUUUGGUGCUGAAUUAUUGACUCCCACGAAAAUCUACGUAAAAUCCGUCAUUCCAGCCAUCAAGACAGGCAAAGUUAAGGCUUUCGCCCAUAUUACUGGAGGAGGUUUGCUAGAAAAUAUCCCUAGAAUACUUCCGGAUAACGUGGCGGUUGAACUUGAUGCUACCAAAUGGUCUAUUCCCGAAGUAUUUCCCUGGUUAGCAACCGCCGGGGGUGUUCAUCAAGUAGAACUUCUUAGGACCUUUAACUGUGGACUUGGAGGAGUUUUGGUUGUUAAAUCAGAAGAUUCCGAUGCUGUUUGGAAUUUGGUAAAGAACGAAGGGGCUACAAUUGUUGGAAAAGUUGUCAAAAAGGAAAGAGAUCAAGUGAUAGUUCACAACUUCUCUGAAGUGAUGGAAGCUUCAAUGAGAAAAUACGUCCCAAGCGUCGUAGAAAAUACACCUAGUUUGAAGAAAAGAGUAGGAGUUUUAAUCUCAGGAAGCGGCACCAACUUGCAAGCGCUCAUUGACGCAACUCAAGAUCCUCUGCAACAAAUUGGAGCCGAUAUAGUGUUAGUAAUCUCGAAUAAACCAGGUGUUUGAAGGACUGAAGAGAGCCGAGAGGGCCGGCAUUCCAACAAAAGUAUUGAGCCACAAAGAUUAUUCCAGUAGAUUAGAAUACGACAUGUCACUUCAUAAAGAGCUGGUAGCAGCAGGAGUGGAUAUUAUCUGUUUAGCAGGAUUCAUGAGAAUAUUAACCGGAGAAUUUACAAGAAAAUGGAAAGGAAGGUUGCUCAACGUACAUCCUGCGUUGUUACCACUUUUUAAGGGUGUCGAUGCUCAGAAGCAAGCUCUAGAAUCUGGCGUUAGGAUUGCAGGCUGUAGUGUACAUUUUGUUGAGGAAGACGUGGAUGCUGGUGCUAUAAUAGCCCAAGAAUCAGUCCCUAUAGAGCUGGAUGACACCGUACAUUCCCUUACAGAAAGAAUAAAAACCGCCGAGCACAGAGCUUUUCCGAAAGCGUUAAAACUUCUAGCUUCGGAUAAAAUUAGAUUAGGAGACGAUAAUAAAAUUAUCUGGUCUUGA
Diabrotica balteata is the source of this 3015-nucleotide messenger RNA. The record is from the annotation of a GenBank genome assembly. NCBI's taxonomy places the organism in Eukaryota, Metazoa, Arthropoda, Insecta, Coleoptera, Chrysomelidae.